GUUAUGAACGCUGUAGGGCGAUCAAAGCAUCUUGACCAUGAUAUUUUUUUCGAUACUUGUAUAGAAACAGCAACACAUUCAUUCCGCGUAUUUUCGUCAAAAUAUUCCGUUUCUUUAAUAAAGAGCCAUAUUGAGCCAAAUCGCAAGCAUGAUAUGGUUAAUGCUACUUUCAAAGUGGUACCAGUUGAUCCAUUUAAUCAAUUAUUGAUUAUUUAUGUGUGUUACAUCAAAUCCGUAUUUCCAUUUGUUUUUAUAUUGAUGUCCAGAAAAACUGAAGAGGCAUAUAUUGAUGUUUUCCGCUACAUUAAUGAUAACGUAAUUGAUUUGGAAUGUGCAAAGUUUUUGACAGAUUACGAAAUGCCAUUGCAAAAUUGUGUCCCAAAGCCACUCAAAUCGGUUGCUGGUUUCAUUUCUGUCAGGCAGUCCGACGACAUGCCUCAAAAAUUUCAGGCUUCUUAAUAUAUUUGCGGUCCGAAAGGGAAGCUCCUACUAUAUUUCGACAAUUGCUAUGUUUGCCAUUGCUGCCAGCCGAUCAUAUUUUGGCAACCUUUAAG
Messenger RNA from Rhagoletis zephyria (snowberry fruit fly), 554 nucleotides. RefSeq lists its product as uncharacterized. The record is from RefSeq and is a predicted model, not a curated record. NCBI's taxonomy places the organism in Eukaryota, Metazoa, Arthropoda, Insecta, Diptera, Tephritidae.